AUGGCCAAGAGGAAGACUGUCAUCGGCACUCCCUUCUGGAUGGCGCCCGAGGUGAUCCAGGAAAUCGGCUACGACUACAAGGCCGAUAUCUGGUCGCUGGGUAUUACCUCCAUCGAAAUGGCCGAGGGCGAUCCCCCUCGGCCGCCGCCGCGUCUCUCCGAGCCGGAGAAGUGGUCUCGCGAGUUCAACGAUUUUGUGGCACAGUGCCUCACCAAAAACGCCGCCGAUCGACCCACCGCUGACGACCUGCUCAAGCAUCCUUUCCUGCAAAAGGCCAAGAACACAUCGCUGCUGGCCCAUCUCGUCGAUGAGACCAUGGAAGGAAUCGCCGCCGCUGGUGGCAGAGAAGCUGCUCUCGGUCUCGACGACGAGAGUGAUAGCGAGUCGGAAGAUGAUGAAAGCGGCAAGAACACGUCCCGCAAGGACAGCGACGAUGGCGACUCUGAUGCCUAUGCCGGCACGACCGUCAUCAGCUCCCAAACGAUACAGGCCGAGAAGGAGAAGCAGUUCGUCCCACCCUACAUGCAGAAAAAGCCCGCUGGUGAGUAUGACAAGUACUCGGUGGACGAGCUCAAGCAGAUGCUGAAGGAUCUGGAUGCAAAGAUGGAGAAGGAGAUCGAGGAGGUGAAGCAAAAGUACGAGACGCAGAGGAAGAAGUUCACCUCGCUAAUCGCCUAA
Acanthamoeba castellanii str. Neff is the source of this 678-nucleotide messenger RNA. Its product is annotated as mitogen-activated protein kinase kinase kinase. The transcript is spliced from 6 exons. The record is from RefSeq and is a predicted model, not a curated record. Gene Ontology annotation, cellular component: cytoplasm. The coding region runs from base 1 to 678 and encodes 225 amino acids. NCBI's taxonomy places the organism in Eukaryota, Discosea, Longamoebia, Acanthamoebidae. Gene Ontology annotation, molecular function: ATP binding; protein serine/threonine kinase activity. Gene Ontology annotation, biological process: protein phosphorylation; intracellular signal transduction; protein tetramerization.